UCCUGAGCACAUCUGUCCUUAACAGCAAGGUAUUACUUAUUUUCUUCAGCGAGCUUUUCUUUUUAGUUGUUGUUUUUCUGUUAUUGUUGUACCAGCUGAGUCAUCAUGUCUGCUCUGACGCCUCAAAGCGACAUGCCAACCCCCACCACAGACAAGAUCACUCAGGCUGCCAUGGAGACCAUCUAUCUUUGCAAAUUCCGAGUGUCCAUGGAUGGAGAAUGGCUCUGCUUGCGCGAGCUGGACGACAUCUCGCUGACACCCGACCCAGAACCUACCCAUGAAGACUCUUGGGAGGAUUUGACAGAUGUGGUGGAGCAAUUGCGUGAUGAUACUGAAGAUCCUAACUAUCUCAUGGCUAAUGAACGCAUGAACCUGAUGAACAUGGCGAAACUGAGUAUAAAGGGGUUGAUUGAAUCGGCAUUAAAUCUAGGCAGAACUCUGGAUUCCGACUAUGCACCUCUUCAGCAGUUCUUCGUUGUGAUGGAGCAUUGCCUUAAACAUGGCUUGAAAGCCAAAAAGACUUUUCUAGGGCAAAAUAAGUCAUUCUGGGGACCACUGGAACUGGUGGAAAAGCUUGUUCCUGAAGCUGCAGAGAUCACAGCAAGUGUUAAGGAUCUCCCAGGGCUGAAGACACCUGUGGGUAGAGGAAGAGCUUGGCUUCGCCUGGCUCUAAUGCAGAAGAAACUCUCAGAAUACAUGAAAGCCUUGAUUAACAGAAAGGAUCUUCUCAGUGAAUUUUAUGAGCCUAAUGCACUCAUGAUGGAAGAAGAAGGUGCUAUCAUUGCUGGCCUCCUGGUAGGGUUGAAUGUCAUCGAUGCAAACUUUUGCAUGAAGGGUGAAGACCUGGAUUCACAGGUUGGAGUUAUUGAUUUUUCAAUGUAUUUGAAAGAGGGGAACAGCACAAAAGGCAAUGAAGGAGAUGGUCAGAUAACUGCUAUUUUGGACCAGAAGAACUAUGUAGAAGAACUCAAUAGACACUUAAGUGCUACAGUAAACAACCUACAAGCAAAGGUGGAUGCCUUAGAGAAAUCCAACACUAAACUGACUGAGGAGCUUGCUGUUGCAAACAACAGAAUUAUUACACUGCAGGAAGAGAUGGAACGGGUUAAAGAAGAAAGUUCUUACAUCUUGGAGUCCAAUCGUAAGGUUACUAAGGACAGAACUGCAGAUGGACACGCACUUACUGAGGCACGAAAGCAGUUAAAGGAGGAGACUCAGCUGCGUCUGGAUGUGGAGAAGGAGCUGGAGGUACAGAUUGGGAUGAGACAAGAGAUGGAGUUAGCCAUGAAGAUGCUGGAGAAGGACGUCUGUGAGAAGCAAGACGCACUGGUGGCACUCAGACAGCAACUGGAUGAUCUCAGGGCCCUAAAACACGAACUGUCUGGGAAAUAAUUAAUCAAAUGCAAUGAAUCCUUACUAAAAAGUUCAGACAUGGGAGCAAAACAGAAGAGUGAAUUAAACAGCCGCUUGGAAGAAAAAACAAACCAGAUGGCUGCUACCAUCAAACAGCUUGAACAAAGUGAAAAGGAUUUGGUGAAACAGGCAAAAACCUUAAACAGUGCAGCAAACAAACUGAUCCAGAAACAUCAUUAGACACUUUUUUGUCUGGUCACCUCGCAGCUCUGAUAUCAGAACUCAUUUAUGAGGGGAGAACUUGAGAAUUACUAAAAGCAACUGUUUAAAUGUUAAUUGUCUCCUAAAGUUGAUUUAAAUUUGCUGAAUUUUUAAAAUCAGUGAGGUUUUUCUUCAGAGAUUUAAAUUGGUUAUAAAAAUCCCUAACUUUGCCAUUUAAACUGUUAAACUAGCAAUGAGCUGGCCAAUAAACACGUCAGGAAAAGCCUAUGGAAGGGGAGCUAUGUGGCUCUGUCCACACUGGUGGUGCACACUGUAGGCAGCAGCACCAAUCUUCAACCUUUACUAGAUACUAGAUGCGUUGUUCCAGCCACCAUUUGAUUGGCCAGCUCAGGAAAGUCAACUAGUUUUCUGUGUUACCCUUUUUGUGAAGUAGACGAGAAAAUGCAUCCCUGGAAGUUGUUGAAAGUAGUCGUGUGCAUCCCCCAAACCGUUACCCGUUGGCGUAUGUCCUGCGGGUUUGC
Molecule: messenger RNA, 2096 nt
Organism: Tinamus guttatus (white-throated tinamou)
Lineage: Eukaryota; Metazoa; Chordata; Aves; Tinamiformes; Tinamidae
Source: RefSeq, a predicted model, not a curated record